Molecule: messenger RNA, 414 nt
Organism: Volvox carteri f. nagariensis
Lineage: Eukaryota; Viridiplantae; Chlorophyta; Chlorophyceae; Chlamydomonadales; Volvocaceae
Exons: 4
Coding region: 1-414 (137 amino acids)
Source: RefSeq, a predicted model, not a curated record
AUGACGAGUACUUCGCAGACGAUAGUGACCAUGUGGUGUACGCUGCAUACGACUGCUUGGACGUUGACGUUCACCGCACAAGUACGCAGGAUAGCGCAGGUAUGCCGUACAAUACGUGCAGAGGCGUGCGGGAGAUAUCGCUGCCACGUUGUGUGGCCGUGUUGGUGUUCGUUGGAAGCCGCCUCCAAGUCGAGGCGGCAGCAUGAGUACAACGGGCAACAGCGCAGUUACCACCGCCUCAACAAGUAUGACUUGGAUUCAGAAGGACCGCAUAGCAGCCAACAGCAGUCAUUCUGGAUCAAAGACUCGGGUGCACACCGUCCGGGUCCGGACCUUACCGGAUUACUGACCCGGUACGACUUCGAUGCAGAAGGACCGCAUAGUAGACAGCCGCAGGUGUGCGUGCCCGCGUGA